UGAUAUUCUGACCAUGUUUUUAAAUAAAAUUAUCCGUCAUCAAUAAUCAUUCCGUACAGAAAUAAAAUAUUUUUAAUUGCCCUAAAAAUUUAAAGUAAAACAUCAGUGCGAUACUUGCAAGCAUGACUUCCUUCCUGUGCGUUUGCACCGCCGGCUUUUUCCACCUGAUGAACUACGUGGCGUUAUCCUCGAAGAGUUCGGGGGUUCGAGGGCCAGAUUUUCCGUCUCUGAUUGUGGCCAUUGCUGCAAUGGAUCUCAUUUGGGAUAACUGCUUUAUUCCCCGCCGGUUCGAGAUUAUGCCAACGAUUGUGAAGCGGAUCUACGAGCUGGCAGUGUCUUUCCUAUUAUUGGAGAUCGCCAUCCACGUUUUCUGGAAGUCCGUUGAGCAAAUAUGCUUCUUCCUGAUUGCGAUUAUACUGGUGGGCACAGGACUCGUGACGAGGUACCACUUUGAGAAGUACGAGAGCUACUGGGUGGGCAGCGUUACGGUGCCACUGUCCCUUUUGAUCCUGUCACUCGCUAGCCAGGCCACCGACCACUUUCACAUGCUGCAGGAUUGCUACUACUUGGUUCACACGAAGGUGCAACUGCGAAUGGACAACGCCAUGAAGCAUAUGGUUCGGGGUACAAAGAAGAAGAUGACCAAUACUGAGCCAACUCCUCGGAAGCACAAGGACCUGGCUCACAAACAACGUCGUGGAAAGUCCUUUGUGAGCCAAUUUCACCGCAGCGAAAACCCCUUCUUCGAUCAAUAAGUAAGAACUUCUCGGAGAUCGUCUUCAAUUAGAUUCGUUUGUUUCUUUUAU
This is a messenger RNA of Drosophila ficusphila, 806 nucleotides long. RefSeq lists its product as uncharacterized. The coding region runs from base 123 to 755 and encodes 210 amino acids. Lineage: Eukaryota; Metazoa; Arthropoda; Insecta; Diptera; Drosophilidae. The record is from RefSeq and is a predicted model, not a curated record. The transcript has a single exon.